Amoebophrya sp. A25 is the source of this 1934-nucleotide messenger RNA. The record is from the annotation of a GenBank genome assembly. NCBI's taxonomy places the organism in Eukaryota, Dinophyceae, Syndiniales, Amoebophryaceae.
AUGUUGGAGAAGAGGAAAUGGAAUGGGAAAUACUUGAUGCAACUACAAAUAAGUAAUUGUCUGCCUACUAAAUUGAAGGUACUUCUUGUAGUGAUCAUUUUGUACAUAGCCCUCACCAAAUCUGUCAUAAUUUUCUCUUGCUCGAUGGAAAAUGGUCGAACGGAAGAGCACGCAAGCACGAGAACGCAAGAACAAGAUAUUGACAUCAUUUUUUUCUUCGCAUUGGUAUGGCUAGAAGAAAAUAUGGGUUUGAUGGCAUUGCUGCGAAGCAGUGUAACUGAUGAUCAGAACAUAAUCUGUUGCAAAAAGUAGAAGACGUUGUGGUAUCUGAUAUUAAAGCUUGAAUAUUUCCCAUCCGUUGUCGUUGAAGUUGAUGAACUUCUUUAGUGGCAUUGAGUUAAUUUCUUGUCGUCGUUUUUCCUCUCACUCCCAUCAUCAAGGGGACGAGAGGAACUUUCACAACAUUCCUCUUGUCGUGUUAAUUGACAAGAUGGAGAGUUAGAAUAUGUAUCUAUGAGUAUUCUUUCUGCAACACCCUCUCAUGAGUGGUGUCAAAAAAUCUAAAUACUUUCAGUUUCAUGCAUGAUGAAGUAAGCGAACGUAAGAACUCGUGACGAAAUUAGAAGUCAAUAAAUCCUUGUGAGAACGAUGCGGUUACUUAAUGUCAUCGACAACAAGGAGCAGAGGUGGUUUCUUUCGGUUUUGCAAUCACAAGAAAAGUGACCAGAGAUGGGUGAAGCUGAAGUAGCAGGUAAGUAACUAAUUCGUUCAAAAAUAACAGGUUUAGUGUUUGUUUCAGCAGGUUUAGAUGAAGGUAGUAUUGGAGAAAUUGUUAUUAUUGCUGACAUUCAUUGUAUAUCCUCCAUCAAACGAAUUGGUGGAGUGGUCUUGUUCGUUCUAUUUCUUUCCGUCAUAUUCAUGUGAAUGUGUGUCUUGUUUGUUGCUUGAUGAAUGGUUUUUUCUGCUUGAGAAACGGAGCGUUGCUCUGCUUGUUCCUGCACACAGGAAAAAUAUGCAGGUCUAGACCCAACAAUUCUUAGAUUGUGAUGUACAAGAUGGAUACGAAGUAGAAAUUUUCGAUACUAUCUUUUUUGGUAUUACAUAUACCGAAUGAAAGAUGACGCAAUAGGUGUUGGAGCAUUUAUGUGUAUCGUUGGUAAAGUCAAUGUAAAUGAAGAAAAGCAGAAUGGUUUGUUGUGUAAGUAUUAUCAGAAAGUUAUCAUGGCCACCUUCUUCUUGCAAGAAAUGCAAGAACCAGGUUUGUCGACUACAACAAGGUCAUCUUCAGAAAAUCAAAGAACGACGACGAGCCCUUCCCCAAUAUAAAACUCAGUAUCAUCAAGUCGCUCUACCAUCAACAUCAAUACCAGGCGUAUAAAGUUAGAUUCAAGGAGUGUGCCUCUCCGGCUACGCGUAUAUCGAAUACCAGGAAAUAGUGUUGUCUGCUAGAAUCUUGCAGCCUGUUUCGCAGGGGAUUCAUCUUGCUGAAGGCUAUUGAAACUCAGGAGCUAAAAACAGGUCAAGUUGUAUUGUAAUAUGCUACGUACUUACAACAUUUAUUAUUUUGAUAUCUUCACAACCACUUACUUGCGCUGAAGAUCAUCAUGCCUAACAUGGUCACAAGACCGGAUCGUUCACUUCUCGUGUCUGUUCUUCUGCAUUCACAACCGAAGGAUCGGUCUUUUAUCGAAUACGACGACCCGUAUCAAAACACCGAGUCAGAGUGAAAAUGAAUGAAUGAAGAGUGGAGGUGACAAAAUCAUUUUGAGUUUUUUUUGCAACUACUGCGACGAACUCAAACCAUGAAAAAACAAGGAGAUGAAACCAAGCUUUUCCACGACGACCCAGUAAGACCAGAAGCACAUCAAGCAUCGUGGAGGGGGCAUAUCAGUCUUGCUGGUGUCAUGCGGACACGGGGCAUUCGAAGUAGUCGC